UUUGCCUGGUUGUUCACGGUGAUUACAUCGACUGUGCACGGAUUCGACGUGUGGUUGGGGGACAACCGCUUGAAGUGGGAUCAUGGCCCUGGCUGGUGUCUCUGAACUACAGGCAACACCACGACUACCUGGUUCUCCAGGGUCUGCAGCAUCUGUGUGGAGGGACUCUGAUCAACGAGUCGUGGAUUCUGACUGCAGCACAUUGUGUGUAUUCUAUACCUGCUUAUCCCGGCCUGGGAGAAUCACAAAACUGGAUUGCAGUUCUUGGAGAGUACAACAGAGGCAUACCAGAACAGACGGAGCAGCGCAUAGAAAUUGACCAAAUAUUUCUGAAAAAUUAUACAAUUUUCCCUAGACUUUUGGAAGACAUUGCCCUUCUGAAGUUAAAAAGACCAGCACAUAUCUCGUCUAGUGUGCGCUCUGUAGCCUUAGACAUGGCCCGGACGAUUCCAAAUGGCACAAGGUGCAGAGCUGCAGGCUGGGGACAGCAUACUGCAGACGAGCCCGGAGAACCACAGUACGGCAACGGAACAAUGAUUCCACAUGUUGUUGUAGUACAGCGGAUUCCUGAUCAAACAUGUCUGUCUCUGUACGGGCAGACGUGGCCAGCUAUUGAUGACAGAUCCAUGUGUUUUAGCUCCGAGGAUCGGCAGGAUACAUGUAAGGGUGACUCCGGAGGGCCGCUCAUCUGCGAUAUCCCAGGUGGCCAGCCAGCCAUCACUGGUAUCGUGUCCUUGGGAGUUGGCUGUGGAAUGACUAACUAUCCCGGGAUUUACACACGUGUGUCUAGCUACAGCGACUGGAUUGCUUGGACUAUUGCAAACUUCUAA
Messenger RNA from Candidula unifasciata, 830 nucleotides. The record is from the annotation of a GenBank genome assembly. NCBI's taxonomy places the organism in Eukaryota, Metazoa, Mollusca, Gastropoda, Stylommatophora, Geomitridae.